This is a messenger RNA of Penicillium nucicola, 990 nucleotides long. Its product is annotated as tyrosine-protein phosphatase. The record is from RefSeq and is a predicted model, not a curated record. The coding region runs from base 1 to 990 and encodes 329 amino acids. The transcript is spliced from 4 exons. Gene Ontology annotation, molecular function: phosphoprotein phosphatase activity. Gene Ontology annotation, biological process: dephosphorylation. NCBI's taxonomy places the organism in Eukaryota, Fungi, Ascomycota, Eurotiomycetes, Eurotiales, Aspergillaceae.
AUGGCCCGUCAAUCAAGUGUGGAUCUAGACUCGCCUGAUCGGCCCUUUGACAAUAUCAUCAACUUCCGUGAUGUUGGCCGAUCGGUCAAUCAAUUCUGUCGCAAAGAAAUCUUGAAAGAAGGUGUUUUCUUUCGCAGCGCCAGGCUUGAUGAUGCAUCAGAACGAGAUAAACGGCGUCUAGCCGAAGAACUACACAUUCAUACUGUGAUUGAUCUGCGCUCAUCGUAUGCAUUCCCCCAAGUGAAGCAGAGUCCGAAGUGGAAUGACCAUCGCGAUCUAACUCAAGACAGGACAGAACACCAAAUGGGGACGCGGAAACGUCGCAGCGAGAAUGCCAACUCGUCGGAGAUUGACUUGACUGAUGCUCCAGUUCCCUCCAACCCCGAGGAACACUUGCUUGAAAUCCCCGGCUCUGAACGGGAAUUGAUCAGUCUGACGGGUAAGGGGUUCGAGCGCGCCUUGCUAUGGAAAUUGGACUGGAUGACGUAUCUAAAAGCAAUCGGCCUCGUAACAACAGGCUAUCGAAAUGAUGCAGUCCGUCUGGUGUGUGGACAAGUCAUGCAACCGCGCGGGUUAACAGGGCUUGCUCAAGACACCCUGGAUUCGAGUAUGACUGAAAUGCGCACAGUCUUUGAGAUCCUUGCCCGUGAAGAGAGCUAUCCCACAUUAGUGCAUUGCACACAAGGGAAAGAUCGGACGGGGUUGGUGGUUCUGCUAAUGCUACUUCUUGCUGGUGAGGCCGUACCAACCGAGGCUGUUGUGGAUGAUUACAGUCGGUCUGAACUGGAGCUUGUUCCGGAGUUCGAGGAACGUAUGAAGGAGAUUCGCGCGCUGGGCCUUGGAGAGGAUUAUACCCGCUGUCCGCCUGGCUUUGUCACCGAUACCACGGAGUACCUGAAAGAGCGGUAUGGUGGGGUUGAGGGCUAUUUAGAGAAGAUUGGGAUCGACGCUGAGAUGCAGGACCGCGUUCGGGGGAAGUUGUUGGCUUGA